GGAACGUCUACAAGACAACUUCCGGUCUAAUGGAGCACAAGAUUUGAAUUUGCUAAGCGUCUGCUGCCACUGUCUAUUAUUUACAACAACGGAAGCACAUUUGAGCAGAGGACACAAUGAACAAAGAAACCCGCAACUUAUUUGAAAGAAUCGCUAAAAAGAUGGGAUGGGAUGAUGAGGGAGGACUGGACACAGCAGAGAAAAAGCUGAUAAGCUCGAUUGGCAAAACUCGUCAUGGUGCCACAAGCAGUCAUCAUUCUGUGGAUCAGUCAGCCCCUCUUGUCCAGCUUGCCCUCUCCGACAGUGAAGAUGAUCCAGAGAAGGAGAACAAGUGCUCCAAAGGCAACGACUACAGAAACAAAUCUUUGAUUGAGUCCAGCGAUGAUGACUUUGACCAAUUUCUUGUGGGCAGAGCUACACCGAAAGCUAAACCUACCACGCUGAAACCAUGCAGUGCUGCAAAGAAAGACAGAUCAAAUGUUCUUGUGAGUUCAGACGAUGAUGAUGGUUUUGAGACAUUCCUGCAACGAGUGAAAACCCCGAAUGUCAAGCAUAAAAAAUCAGAGAGUGGGAGUGAAGAUAGCCUCAAAAACUUCAUAGUGGAUGACUGCUCAUCAGAUGAUGACUUUAUCGAUUCAAAAUCAUCUUUUAAAGUGCCCAAGAAGGGCAAUACUCCAGCAGCCAAGCAUCCACUGAGGAGACCUCUGUCUCAGUGUGACUCCCCAGUCUUUAUAAGUGACAGCGAUGAUGAUGAUAAUAUUGUGGUUAAGAGCACUUGGAGGACUCGUCACUUGAAACCUAAGUCCCCUCAAAAAGCCAACACAAAGACUGCUCUGCGGUGUGAUGAAGAAGAAAGCUCACCAUUGCUGCCGCUGCCUCCCGCCCCCUCUCCUUUUUCUCUGCUUCCCCACAAAACUCAAAAAUCACUGGCCUCUCCAAGACGAACUCUUUCAGCGCCUUCUAAGCUGGAUGAGUCAGCCAGCUCUGAGGAAGAGUUCACAUCCCUGCUGGAGAGACUGAAAAAGAAAAACAAGUUCACUGGCACUUCAUUCUCACCUAGGAGCACCCACGAAUGCAAUAAGGAGCCUCCUGCACCAGCUCCUCCUGUGAAGGGACUCACAACACCAGCCUCUAAAUCAUUCAGGGACACACCUCUUCAUGUGAAAACACAAGGACGAUCCACCAUUUUGAAAUCCACAGUCAGCCAGACAGAGCCCAGACACGGCCCCAUCAGCAGGGUAUCAUUGUGUAAGACCCCAGGGUGCUUCCUGCAGUCCUUAUCAAACCCUGGCUCCAACUAUGGUCGCAAUUUUAAGCAGAACAAGGAAGAACUCACCAGUAGACUUUACCAGCUGUACAAUACCAGUGUGUUUGACAGUAAGCUCCCUGUCGAUAUGUCAGUGACUUGGAAUAAGAAGAUGCGGAAAACAGCCGGUUACUGUGUUACGGGGCAGGAGCGAGGUGGAGGGAGCCGCUACGCCCGCAUUGAGCUGUCGGAGAAAGUCUGUGAUUCUGCAGAUCGUCUCAGGGACACACUGAUUCAUGAGAUGUGUCACGCCGCAACCUGGCUGAUUAAUGGCGUGAGGGAUGGGCACGGAAACUUCUGGAAGCUGUAUGCUCGCAAGUCCACAGUGGCACAUCCUGAGCUGCCCAUGGUGACUCGCUGCCACAGCUAUGACAUCAAGUACAAAUUCCAGUACCAGUGCACCCGCUGCCAGAAUACGAUUGGACGCCACUCCAAGUCACUGGACACACAGAGGUUCGUGUGCGCCCUCUGCACAGGACAGCUCGUCUUACUGACACCUGGAAAGCCGCGUGCUCCCACACCGUUUGCCAACUUUGUUAAAGAAAAUUACGGGACUGUACGGCAGGAGCUUUCAGGACAAAGCCAUGCAGAAGUGAUGCGUAAACUUAGUGCAGACUUUGCCUCCAAGACGAAACUAAGUCAAAGCUGAAACUUUGAUGCUCGCUGUACUUACAGCCAGAGACUGAGCUGGACAACUUCAGGAAACCUGUUCAAAUGCUAAUAUACCUCAGUCAACUAGUCUUAGUGAGCAGCUAUGUGAAUCUAUUUUUAUGUUUGUCAUAUCAUUUCUGUUAUAAUCAGCCUGUGAUUAUAGACUGGAACUGCUGGAACUGAAAAAACUGAGCCUAAACAUGGAGUUCACACUCCUGAGUCUGUCUGUGUGUGUAGAUGAGGCAUUGUCAAACAAUAAUUUUCACACCACCUGUUUCCCUGUUAUCUAUUAAGAUACUGAGGAAACAUUUCUUAAGGGAUUGGCAUUGAUUAGAUCUGUAUUUUUUUAAAUAUUUGACUUGAUUUAUC
Molecule: messenger RNA, 2326 nt
Organism: Epinephelus fuscoguttatus (brown-marbled grouper)
Lineage: Eukaryota; Metazoa; Chordata; Actinopteri; Perciformes; Serranidae
Gene: gcna
Product: germ cell nuclear acidic peptidase
Exons: 13
Coding region: 117-1955 (612 amino acids)
Cellular component (GO): nucleus
Source: RefSeq, a predicted model, not a curated record